UUUCGACGGAUAAAUUACCGCUCGUCAAAGCCGUGGUCCCGUCUCCUCUGCUGUUCCCGAGCCAGGAUAAUGUCUGUGAACCACCGUUAGUCUGGCUACUUCUUGCUCAUUAACACGUCUUUUUGUUGUGUGUUUUUUCUCUUUUUUUGGCUCGCUUUGGUUUUGAAUUAGGACGAGGAUGGUGUUUCCAGCGGGCAACAUGUCCCUCAUCGGGCUGACUUUGGCGCUGCUCGCCGUCGUCCUCUGCUCCUCUCCGGUCAGUGCAAAUGAGGACUGUCUCUGGUACGUGGAUAAAAACGGCACUUGGCACAACGGCUUCGACUGCCCUCUCAUCACGUUCUGCUGUGGGAACUGCCACCGGCGCUACUGCUGCCUGGACGCCUUCAAGAUGAUCACAGAGAGGGAGCAGAAACGCUGCAUGCUCUUCCAGUUCAGCCCCACCACUUUAGCUGGCAUUGCCUCCUCCAUCCUCCUGUUUGUGGCAAUCAUUGCGACCAUGGUCUGCUGCUUCAUGUGCUCCUGCUGUUACCUCUACCAGAGAAGGCAGCAGAGGGGCAGGACACCUUAUGAUGUCCAGCAGAUCCCCAUGGCCAGCUACCCAGUGGAGCCUAUGUAUGAUGCUUAUGGAAAACCUCUGGGACCCUCUGAGUAUCCACAUGCAGGUUAUCCUAUGGCGCCUCAGUACCCUGGCAUGCCUCCCCAGUACCCAAUGAUGCAGCCUGGACCUUAUCCACCACACCUGAUGGAUCCUGCAUACAGCCAGGCCCCUCCACCUUACUCUCCACCUCAGUAUCCUGGUCAUUGAUGGGCUCGUCUACACACACGCACACACAGCGGGAAACAACAGCAACUGAGAGAAAGGACUGUUUCAGAAGUCGAAGGCAGCGACACUCUCACACUCACACACACACACACACACACACACUCAAAUAAACGCUACAUCUCAACUAGCAGUUGUUUGUCUGUGAAAGAGAACAGGAGGCACUUUAAGUUGUUGUUUUUUUUCUAUGUUUAUUUACAACGUUGUCCUACUUUUCUGGAGUAUUUACAUAAGUCAAAUUCUGUUCUGCAACCUGACUCCCUACUGCUCUCAGCGGGUUUCGCAGAGGCCUUCACACCAUCCCCAAAGUGAGGAGGUAUCCAUCUGGUGUCUCGACUCUGUGCUGCCACUUGUGCUCCGACACACUUCAACGACAAAACAGGGCUCAUUACUUUACAGAAGAGGGGUCAGAAGGGAUUUAUAAAAGUGUUAAUGAACCCCCUCUUUAUUUAUUAAAGGGAAAAAUGCUUUACUUCCUCACUUUUGUUAAAUGAAAAUAAAUCGAUAACUGCCUGAGGGUACAUUCCAAGUCACACACUCUCCACACUCUCCAAAUAUGAUUACAUAAUGUCUUUAUUUCUGUAUUUGAUGUUUUUUCCGUAAUGUGGUAGAGGCUAAAGUGAAAAACAAACUGCAUGUUUGAUUUAAAAAGGUGACAUAAAUGGCUCAGAGGCAGUGGGAUGCUGUCUCAAAUUUGCAGAAGGGAUUUUAUGGUACUCCUUAUUCUGUGUAAGACACCUUUAGUCACUCAUUAGAUCCAACUCUGUCUCUUCUGUUUUGUAUCUGACUCGACUAAUUUACUUCAUGGUAGUAUAUUAGCUAAUGUAACAUCAGCAUGCUACCCCAGUCAAAGUUAACUGUCCACUCAUGCUUCUUUUCUGGUUUUAAAUGAAUUAGAAAUCUUUAGAUUGAACCCAUAAUGCCACGUAGGAUGUUUUCCAGUGAAAAUCAUGUUAAAUGUUUAUUUCUUGUAACAUAUCAGGUCAGGGGAGUUGCAGGUUAUGCUGCUUGGUUAAAAACAAAAAUAUCCCGCCUUACAAUAAUUAACUAUGAAGAAAAAAAAAGAGAUUAACUAUUUAAAUACAUAUUUUGUAAAUCUGUUCUUCAGCUGAAUAUUUUAUGAUAUUGUAACAAGUUAUUUUAAACAUAAUGUAUUGUUAUUGUAACAUAAGAUAUGAUGUUUUAAAAUUUUUGGCAUCUUUCCAUUUGGUAUUUAUUAUUAUUAUUGAGGUUACCUCUUACUGUGAAUGGGUUCUCACCUUGUGGACGAGCUACAAAGCCAAAAAAUCACUACUGUUGAAAAAGUAGGUUUUGUUGACCACCUCUCUUUACAGUCGUCAUUUUGGGAAAUAUAUUUGCUUUUUUGCUGAGAAGUGACAUGAGAAGAAUUAUACAAAUGUCAUGCCUGUAAAUAUGUAGCUACUCAGCUAACUCUUAGCUGGGGGAAACAGCUAAUCUGGCUCUGUCAUAAACUCCAGGAGACUCCAGGAACAAUCUGGCAUAUAACCCCUAGUGAAACUGUGAAUCGUUGAAUUUAUUUCAUGUGGACAAAGCCAGGCUUACUGUUUCCCUCUGUUUUCAGUCUUUAUGCUAAGAUAAGCUAACUGACUGCGACAAGCAAGCCAACAGGAGCAGCGCCGGGUUUUGAAGCCAAUUUGACUUUGUGACCAAAUUGCGUAACUACAACUUCAAGGCUCAGUUACACGAGGCUUUUUUCUAUAGACUCAUAUUAGGCGUGUUUCCAUUGUGUACUUUUUGGAAAGUGGCUGAGUGUUUUGGCUGCGCCCACUAGUUAGUUCCCCUCGACCUCUGUUCCCAUACAGAUACUUUUGUAGCGGCUAACCAACAGAGUCCGAAUGUGAAAACAAACCGACGCGGCAAGCAGUGUUGCCAAUUUAGCGACUUUGUCGCGUUAUUUAGCAACUAUUCAGACCCCUCUAGCGACUCUUCUUCAAAAAAGUGACUAGCAACAGAUCUAGCGACUUUUCUGGUGUUAUUGGAUACUUUUGGAGACUCGUUACUCUUAAGAAGUAGCAGGCGUCGUCCCAAAGCACUCACAAGCGGCCCAGUCCUCCCGCAGCGGUCUCUCCCAGCUGCAGUCAUAGCAGGAGAUGUUAACCCCUCAGUACCCAGUUUGCACUAUUUCUACUGCGCAAAAUCGCCGCCUCAGUAGCGACUCAGAGAAGUACCUACCCGAGGCAGGUACUACCUGAGCCGCUAACUGGUGAAGUAGGUUCUGAUCUUGGGCGGAUCCUGUCUCCCAAGCCACACCCAUAGCAGCUCACGAGAGGGUAAAGUACCUAAUGGAAACGCGCCUAUUGAGAAAGGGACUGCUUUAAAUUUGCCAACAAUUUGUUUUGAGCAGCAUCAACUUCCCAGUACGAACACUUAAGUAUCAUUAAGUUCUGAGAGUUGUAAAAUUCCCUAAAAGCUAAAUCCUGAGUUGUAUUUCUUCCUCUGUUCAUCUGAACAAGCCAGCGACCAAUCGGAUUGGAGACGGGGAUAAGAAAAGAAAAUUCUAGUGUGCUUUCUCUAUGGGGCCCCAUAGAUGCAGACAAUUUGGGUAAUUUUAUACACGGAAGUCAAAGGUUUUUUGACUUCAUGCGCCACUGAGCAACUUUCAUAGGAAUGAAUGGGGCCUGCCUCCAUCUGUCUCCAGUUAUCUUUAUAAAAAACAGCAUUUAAGCUAUAUUAUUAGUCUUAUCACCUAGUGUUACUCGACAAGAAAGCACAUAGGUGUGUUUCCCAAAAUGCCGAAACUAUUCCUUUAAAUUGACACUUACAGAUUUGGGCUCCAGUGAGGUCAGGGCCUGUAACCUGUAACUAUUCUGUAAUUGGGUCUAGUUAAGCAUCUUUGGACCCACUGUGCCCUUUGUUAAAGAUACGAACUGUAAAACAUGACGUCUCAAGCAUGUGUUGUUCAGUCUUUAUUCGAGUGUAAUGUAUCUUAACCUCAAAGUCAAUUGAUACAUUAAAAAAACCUGUUGAUUGAUCAGAGGAGCCUUGGUUUUUCCUCGAGACUUACCGCUGUAUCUUGUCUUCAAACAAAAACUAUUACUGCUAGUUUACAGCGUAAAUUGUUUCCUUUGAUGGCGACGUCCGUUUGUACAGAUUUGUUGAGCCUUUGUAAAGCACAAAGAGAA
This is a messenger RNA of Centropristis striata (black sea bass), 3963 nucleotides long. It is a transcript of the gene shisa4, whose product is annotated as shisa family member 4. The coding region runs from base 179 to 805 and encodes 208 amino acids. The record is from RefSeq and is a predicted model, not a curated record. The transcript is spliced from 5 exons. Lineage: Eukaryota; Metazoa; Chordata; Actinopteri; Perciformes; Serranidae.